AUGAGUGCCAACCGCGAUGUGGAGAAAGCCACCAUAUCGGAGUUCGGAGAAGCGAAUACCGAACGCCAUCAUGACGCGUCGUACGCCUCAAUAAGGGUUCCAUCAAGACCAGCAUCCCAGCACGAAGAGGAGGGGAUCGAGAGGAUACCAACAAACGCCUCCCGUGCGUCCCGUACAAAGAAGUCGGUAAUCGGACUGGCUAAGACGAUUACCGCUCGUUCGAAUGCAUCCGUCAUCGACCCUGGACCACCGCCCGACGGCGGCACGAAAGCUUGGGUGCAGGCGUUCAUGGGCCACUUCGUGAUCUUCAACACGUGGGGUAUGAUUGCGACAUUCGGCGUCUUCCAACAGUACUACACGCUCGACCUGGGCCUCGAACCAUCAGCCGUCUCGUGGAUUGGAAGCUUUCAGAUGCUGGGUCACUUUUCGCUGGGCAUGUUGACCGGGCGUCUUUUCGAUGCGGGAUACUUCUACUGGUCCGUGAUACCUGGCAUGCUCGUUUCCUGCCUCGGUAUGUUCAUGACCAGUUUGUGCACGAAGUACUGGCAGAUCUUCCUUGCGCAGGGUGUAAUGAAUGGAGUCGGGAAUGGGAUGCAGUUUGCGCCCGUUCUGGGACUUGUUAGCACAUACUUUGCGAAGAAUCGGAGCGUGGCACUCGCGAUCAUGGCUAGCGGCAGUGCGACGGGUGGACUCGUCUACCCAACGAUCGCACGACAGCUAGUUCCCCGAAUUGGUUUCCCAUGGACCGUCAGGGUCAUGGCUUUUAUGAUGCUGGCCGUCGGAAUUUGUUACAGCUCGCUGUUGAAACCACGAUUACCUCCGAGGAAGUCUGGCCCAGUGCUCGAACUCAGCGCGUUUAGAGAAAUGCCGUAUAGUGUAUUCUUGAUGGGAGUUUUCCUCAUUGCCCUUGGGCAGUACUUCGCCUUCUACUACAUCUCGUCGUUCGCGAUCGACAUCCUUGGUCUACCAUACGCAACCUCCAUCAACAUUCUGCUAGUACUGAACGGUGUCGGUGUCCUUGGUCGUAUCGUACCAUCCUAUUUCGCCGACAAGUAUACCGGGCCGUACAACAUCCUAAUACCCUUUUGCUUUGUCUCCGCUUUUGUACUUUACUUCUGGCCUCUAGUCAACAGCGAGCCUAGCCUUUACGCUUGGGCGGUGUGCUAUGGCUUCUUUGUCUCAGGAUUUCAAGGAAUCUUCCCGGCUGUAAUGACUACGCUGACAAAGGAUAUGAGUAAAGUAGGUACGAGAAAUGGCCAGGGCCUUGCUAUAGUAGGGCUGGGUACUUUCAUCGGGCCACCAAUCGCAGGAGCGCUGAUACAAAGUAAUGGUGGAGGUUAUCUUAGCGCGCAGAUCUUCGCGGGAACUGCAGUGUUGCUAGGAAGCUGUAUACUGGUUGUGGGACGGUGGAGUAUCACAGGAUUGAACCUGAAGGUACGAGUAUAG
Messenger RNA from Alternaria ethzedia, 1446 nucleotides. RefSeq lists its product as uncharacterized. The record is from RefSeq and is a predicted model, not a curated record. Gene Ontology annotation, molecular function: transmembrane transporter activity. Gene Ontology annotation, biological process: transmembrane transport. Gene Ontology annotation, cellular component: fungal-type vacuole membrane. NCBI's taxonomy places the organism in Eukaryota, Fungi, Ascomycota, Dothideomycetes, Pleosporales, Pleosporaceae. Bases 1 to 1446 code for a protein of 481 amino acids. The transcript has a single exon.